AUGGCCAAGACGCCCGCUGAGUUCGAUCAUAUGACGCACGACGUGCCACCGACGAGCGACAUGGGCGGCGCUCUCACGCCAGCCGCCCUCGCUUCCGCGAAAAAGAAGAAACACCGCAGCCGUCCCCUCUUUGACGACCGCGCAUCGUCACUUGCGGCGACGGCGCAGGUGCAGGCCGAUCUUCUCGCGACCGCCAGCGAUCUGUACCGCCGCAUCGAGGCCGAUCCCCAUGGCCUGCGCGACGACGAGGCCUACUGGAAGUCGCUCCCUGCGCAUCUUCGCACAUUCAUACGAAACGCGCUGCCACUCGGGCAAUUUGGGCAAGAUGCGUCCGCAGACACGCUGCCCCCUCGCCACGCAUCGACGCAGGCCAUGAUUGCGGUGGCGCAGCAGCUUGCCCAGGCCGCGCAUGGUCCGCAGGCCGCGCCGCCCAUGACCGAGUUAUACCGCGCGAAGCAGCGGUAUCUGUCACAGCUGCCCAAUAUGCCCCUACCUGUCGGUGAGGACGGCGACCUCGUCUUUGUCGACGACCUCGACUACGACGACGACGAACUUGCCUAUGCGAGUGACGACACCGAGUCGGACAAGAAGAAGAAAAAGAGCAAAAAGAAGAAAAAGAGCGCACCGCCGCCCCCACCACCCCCGCCUGCGCCGCUGCCACCGAAGCGCAGCAUGCCGCUGCCAUCAUCGCGCGCCGCCGGCAAACUUCCUAUGCUCUUCCACGCUCCGCCCCCGCCAAAUCCCCACCCUGCGCCCCGCCGCAGCCGCUCACUGCACGAGCACACGCCGCCUGUGUUCCCCGCCAAUAUGGCCGGCGCGGCUCCUCCAGCGGGCGCGAGUGUGCUCACCAUCAGCAACGCCAACGAGCGGUACGAAAUCCAGGCGUUCUGGCGCGGCCUAUCGCGACAGGAGCGGCGUGCGCUCAUUGAGGGCGAGGAGAAGGGCGUGAAGCGCAAGCUGCAUGAGUAUCAGCGGCAUGCGUGUGCGUGCGCGAUCUGCCAGCGCAAGCGGCAUGCGAUCGACACCAAGCUGAGCGAGAUGUAUGCGGCAUACUAUGACGCCGCCGAAGCUCAUGCAGCAGCGGCGCCGGAGCUGAUUGACUUUGAUGCGGCCGACGAGGCCGUGCUGCCUGGCCCCUUUCCAGGCAGCGUGGCGCUGGACCGGCACGGCGGCGUCGUGGGGCACAAUCUCAUUCUCGCACGGUAUGCGCUGCGCUCGCGCCGGCGAAAGCGAGAUGAUGUGUACUAUGACGAGCUCGACGACGACGAGUAUGAUGACGAAGACGACUAUGACGACGACCUCGACGACGAGGAUAAGUGUCUCCAGAACCCCGACUGCUACUGCAUCAACUCGACGCUCACCAUCAAGGGCAUAUUAUCCGUCGCCGACGAUCUCUCUGGCAACGAGGUCCAAAAACUCGUCUUGAUGCUCGAGCAGUUCAGUGAGCGCCGCACCACGGCCGACGACGCCGAUGACUGGACAGACGACAGCUCCUCCCGCAGCGAGGUCGAACUGUCGCCGAGCGAGCAGCGCGAGCAGGGCUGGCGCAUGUUCCAGAUCUUCGCUGCGCGUGUGCUCGAGCACCGCGUUCUACAGGCGUAUCGCGAGCGCGUCGCGCAUGAGCGGCAGCUGCAAUUGCUGCGCGAGCUCGAGGAGGAGGAGUCGACAGAAAAGGCGCGCGAGGCGAAACGCGCCAAAGAGAAUCAGCGCCGCAAGGACCGCAAGCGCCAGAUGCGCCAGCAAAAGGAAGAGGAGCGGCUGCGCAAGGAGCAGGAAAAGGCCGCUGAGGAAGAAGCGGCUCGUGAGGCGGAGCGUCGCGAAGCCGAGCGUCGCGAAGCACAGCGCCGCGAAGCGGAACGCCGCGAAGCUGAAAAGCGCGAGGCACAGCGCCGCGAGGCUGAGAAGAAGGCGGCGCAGCGCCGCGAGGCAGAAAGGCGCGAGGCACAGCGCCGCGAAGAGCGCAAAAAACAGGCGGAAGAGCGGCGACUCGCUGAUGAGCGGCGAGCCGCCGAGGCGGAAGAACGCAAGCGGCGGCAGCAAGAGCGGCGAAAAAAGAAGACCGAAGCGCCCCCGAAAGCAGCGGCGUCCGCUCCCUCCGAGCCGACAGAGCCUGUGCGUCCCAUCGCCGAGCCUGUGCGUCCCACCGCCGAGCCUGUACGCCCCACCGCCGAGCCCGUGCAAGCUGCGCCGUCUGUGGGGUCAGAUGCCCUGCUCGACUUCUCACCCAUGUCGUUCGUCGGCCCUGAUGGCUGGCACCCUCGGUUCGACCAGCCUUUCGUGCCGCCAUCGUCGUCCCUGAGUCGCUUGUCGCUGCAGGAGCCACACGACCUGUUGGGACCUUGGGCACCGCCUCGCGACGCUGCAGCACCGCUUGGCCCCAUUGAGCCGCCGCGCCGUGCGGCCACGACGCACGUGGAGAGCGCAGCACCGAGUCCGGGUGUGCUGGGCAGCGCGGCCCUGGGAGACGACGAGCCCAUUGAGCCGCGUGGACGCCGUGCGCCCGGGUCCUUUGGCGCGCCGUUUGCGCCGUUCUAUUCACCAUGGGCCACGGCGCCAGGCUACUCCUUCGGUCUAGGCACGUCGCUCGCGAGUCCUCCCUCGGCGCAUGCGUCGUCCAUGGCCUCCGCGGCCAGCGGCGCUGCCGCGUCCGCCAUACCAGCUUCGUUCUCCCCUGCCUUUGAGCCACGUGCGCCACCUACGUUCGAGUCCACGUGGCCAUCGUCGUGGGAUCGCGCGCGCCAUGCCUUUGAGCAGCCGAUGGACCCACUGCCGGACUUUGGUGGUGUCAGUAGCCUCUCGCCCCCGUCGCUUCCAUCGUCGUCGUUGGCAGCAGGUCGCGCGCGGCAUGCCAUGUACCCGUAUCCAUAG
Malassezia restricta is the source of this 2868-nucleotide messenger RNA. RefSeq names its product stress response protein NST1. The transcript has a single exon. NCBI's taxonomy places the organism in Eukaryota, Fungi, Basidiomycota, Malasseziomycetes, Malasseziales, Malasseziaceae. The coding region runs from base 1 to 2868 and encodes 955 amino acids. The record is from RefSeq and is a predicted model, not a curated record.